UGUCUUCCGCCGGCUGAAGUUGGAGCUGCAUGUGUGUCUGUGGGGAGCACGACUGGGGCUGGGGGCGCUGUGCCCCCAGCCUCGUGCUCCUCUUGAGUCUACUGUCUGCAGCCCCAUUUGGCCUGCGGGGGGAGGAGACCCGGCAGGUGUCUCUGGAGGUCAUCCCUGGCCAGCUGGGGACCUCCCAGAAUCUGCUUCACGUCCGAGCGGUGGGCACCAACUCCACGCUGCACUAUGUGUGGAGCAGCCUGGGGCCUCCCGCCGUGGUGCUGGUGGCCACCAACACCUCCCACAGCACGCUGGGCGUCAACUGGAGCCUCCUGCUCUCCCCUGAGCCUGACGGGGGCCUGACAGUGCUCCCCAAGGACAGCGUCCAGUUCUCUUCCACCCUUGUCUUUACCAGGCUGCUUGAGUUUGACAGCACCAACGUGUCGGAUGGCGCAGCAGCGCCGCCGGGAAAGACGUACCCCCCAUACUCCUUGGCCGAAUUCUCCUGGAACAACAUCUCUGACUCGCUGGAUCCUGCCACCCUGAGUGCCACAUUCCAAGGCCGCCCCAAGGCCGACCCUACUGGGGCCUUCACCAAUGGCAGCAUCGCCUUCAGGGUGCAGGCCUUCUCCAGAUCCGGCCGACCCGCGCAGCCCCCUCGGCUCCUGCACACUGCAGACACCUGCCAGCUAGAGGUGGCCCUGGUGGGGGCCUCUCCCCGGGGAAACCGUUCCCUGUUUGGGCUGGAGGUGGCCACCCUGGGCCAAGGCCCUGACUGCCCCUCUGUUCAGAAGCAGCACACCAUCGAUGAUGAAUAUGCACCUGCUGUCUUUCAGGUGGACCAGCUGCUGUGGGGCUCCUUCUUGGGCUUCGUGCAGUGGCGACCAGUGGCUUUCUCCCAGCAGCAGAAAGGCCGAGAAUCAGCUCUAUCCUGCCAAGCUUCUCACCUUCACCACACUUCGGAAUACUUUCUCCCCCAGUCCCCCAUUGUGCGGGCUUUCUUUGGGUCUCAGAACAACUUUUGUGCCUUCAAUCUGACAUUCGGGGCCUCCACGGGACCUGGUUACUGGGACCAACACUACCUCAGCUGGUCGAUGCUCCUGGGGAUGGGCCUCCCUCCAGUGGACACCUUGUCUCCUCUAGUCCUGGGCAUCAUGGCGGUGGCCCUGGGUGCUCCAGGGCUCAUGCUGCUUGGGGGAGGCCUGGUCCUGCUACUGCGCCACAGACGGCACUCAGAGUACCAGUCCAUAAACUGAGGCCCACCCUCAGGGGAAGGACAUUGCUGGGCAUGCCUUCCUAGGCCUCAACCCCCUGGAGAUUGGGGGAUCAGUGUUCUGCCUGCCCCUCACCUCUCCCAUUUUGCUUUUCUGCGGAACCUCAGAAACUAGCCUCAACUUCCUGGGGGCCCCCAGGUGGGGUUUCCUUCUUACCUUGGGGAGGGUCAGGGCCAGGGUUAUCACUAAAGGGAAGGUCCCCUUGCUGUUGCCAGUCUGCAUCUCCAUCCCCCAUUCCCUGGGACGCGAUGCACCGGCCCAGAUGAGGGGCCUUCUGACAGGUUGGCGGCCCUCAGGGGCAUGAAAUAGACUUAUUUUUUCCACAGA
Tupaia belangeri chinensis (Chinese tree shrew) is the source of this 1589-nucleotide messenger RNA. RefSeq names its product glycosylated lysosomal membrane protein (gene GLMP). Gene Ontology annotation, cellular component: lysosome. The transcript is spliced from 6 exons. The record is from RefSeq and is a predicted model, not a curated record. NCBI's taxonomy places the organism in Eukaryota, Metazoa, Chordata, Mammalia, Scandentia, Tupaiidae. Bases 30 to 1244 code for a protein of 404 amino acids.